AUGGCGAUCUCCCAUCUCAAUAACAAAGAAAUUGUCGACCAGAAAUUUUCAAUCAAGACGAUAACAAGUAAGAAAGAAGAGCCUCCCAGUCGCCAGGCUCUGAUUGAGGCUCUUCAAGCUGAGAGACCGUCGCCAUGGGCCCCGAAUUUAAGGAAACUGUACAUUUUCUGCGUGAUCGCUUUCCUUUGUUCGACAAUGAACGGUUAUGACGGGUCGAUCUUUGGAUCACUUCCUGCCCUGGAGUCGUUCCGGGAUCAGUUUGGAGUUGAGAAAAACGGCGCGAAGAUCGGUUAUAUCUCCGCCAUGUAUACCGUUGGAGGGAUCUGCUCAUUGCCAUUUAGUGGGCCUGCGUGCGACUUCCGCGGCCGACGAUGGGGUACCUUCGUGGGUUGCCUUAUUGUGGUGGCUUGCACUUUCCUCUCUGCUCUCUCUCAUGAAGUGCCUCAAUUUGUGGCUGGACGUUUCUUCCUCGGGUUCGGCGUGAAUAUCGUGCGAUCUACCAGCUCUAUCUGGUGCGCCGAAGUCUGCCCCCCGGCAUAUCGUGGCAUCAUCAUGGCGUUCUAUAACUGCACCUAUGCGGUUGGGUCGCUCAUUGCCGCCGGGGUGACCAGAGGGUCCGCGGGAUACGCAGGCAAUAAGUCCUGGCAAAUUCCCUUAUGGUGUCAGAUGAUCUGCCCUGGAAUUGUGCUCCUGACGGUCCUCUUCUUCCCCGAAUCUCCUCGGUGGCUCUAUUCCCACGGCAAGGAAGAGCAAGCGAUGGAAUUCCUAACGAGAUACCACGGCGAAGGCAAUCCCGCCCAUCCUCUCGUGCAACUACAACUGCAGGAGUACCGGGAAUUCAUAUCUCUGUCUGGUUCAGACAAACGCUGGUGGGACUUUCGCGACUUCUACACGACCAAAGCUGGACGAUGGAGGUUCACCAACGCUUUGAUCACGGGCAUCUGGGGCCAAUGCUCGGGCAACGCGGUGGUCACCUACUAUCUCCCCGCCAUGCUUCUGACCACCGGCAUUACCGACUCGAACCAAGUCCUGAAUGUGAAUCUCGGCUACACCGUAGUCUCCACUGUUGCGUCCUACCUUGGAGCCAGCCAGAUUGAGAGAAUAGGUCGCCGACCGACCAUCAUCGGGACCGCCAUUGCAUGUUCCAUUUGCUUCGCCUGUAUUACGAUCGGCUCCGGCGUGUUUGCUCAUACUCAGGCGACCCCAGCGGCCUCUGCUGGGAUUGCAUUCAUCUUUAUCUUCGGAUUCUGCUACAACUUCGGCAUGACGCCUCUUCAGGCACUUUAUCCGGUUGAGGCCCUCUCGUAUGAGACGCGUGGCAAAGGGGUCGGGCUUGCGUUCUCCAUUGCACACGGAUUCACCUUGCUGAAUCAAUUUUGCUUUCCGGUGGCGCUCAAGAACAUUGGCUGGUACACGUAUAUUGUCUUCAUUGUGUGGGAUCUGUUCGAAGCCGCCGUCAGCUAUGUUUUCUCCGUCGAGACUAAGGGGCGUACCUUGGAGGAGCUAUCCGAGAUCUUUGAGAGUCCCAAUCCCGUCAAGGCAUCUCUCCAAAAAGCGCUCUAG
Molecule: messenger RNA, 1563 nt
Organism: Aspergillus alliaceus
Lineage: Eukaryota; Fungi; Ascomycota; Eurotiomycetes; Eurotiales; Aspergillaceae
Product: general substrate transporter
Exons: 2
Coding region: 1-1563 (520 amino acids)
Biological process (GO): carbohydrate transport; transmembrane transport
Cellular component (GO): membrane
Molecular function (GO): carbohydrate:proton symporter activity
Source: RefSeq, a predicted model, not a curated record